GCUCUCUGGCUGCAGGAUGUUGUCCAUGUUUUGCUCCAGCUCAUCCCAUCCUCCCAUGGGACAGGGAAGGGAAACAGCUGCAGAGGAGCCUGUUCAGGGGCCGGUGACCUUCGAGGAGGCGGCUGUGUAUUCCUGCAGAGAAGAGGGGGCUCUGCUGGACCCCACUCAGAGCGCCCUCUACAGGGAUGUCAUGCAGGACGACUAUGAGACAAUGACCUCGCUGGAGUUUCCAGUUUCCAAACCUAAUGUCAUUUUGCAGCUGGAACGAGGGGAAGAGUCGUGGGUCCCAGAUCUCCAAGUUUCUGAGAAAGAAGUGCUCCCGAGAGCUGCCUACACAGGCACAGGGAGUGAUCCGUGUCUGGAUUCUCUCUGUCUCCCAUCAGGUGUUGGGAUGGUGAGUCAUAACGAGGAGGAGAAACCCCAGCAGGAAGAUGCUGAGCAAGUAGAAGCACAUGGGACGUUAUUAGGAAGAUCCAAAGGGAAUGUUUCCGGGAUUUGUGCACGCCCAGAAAAAGCAAAAGCCUGUGAGACUGAGCAGAGGCCAGAGGGAAACUUCAGUAGCUUCUCAGACCUUAUUUCAAGUGAGAGAAUCAACUCGGAAGACACACGUUACACAUGCCAUGAGUGUGGGAAACGCUUCAAUUGGAGCUCACACCUUAUGAGACAUCAUAGAAUCCACACUGGGGCCGGUGACCUUUGAGGAGGUGGCUGUGUAUUUCACCA
Messenger RNA from Gopherus evgoodei (Goodes thornscrub tortoise), 723 nucleotides. Its product is annotated as zinc finger protein 273-like. Gene Ontology annotation, biological process: regulation of DNA-templated transcription. The transcript has 6 exons. The record is from RefSeq and is a predicted model, not a curated record. Lineage: Eukaryota; Metazoa; Chordata; Testudines; Testudinidae. The coding region runs from base 17 to 700 and encodes 227 amino acids.